AUGGACGAUUUAACUGCAAGUUCCCCGGCCUCGGGCUCGGUUCGUGUAGAUGGGGUCACCAUUAAGGAGGAGGAGCCCGAUCACGACCAGGUAAAUGGGCAAGCAUUCAAAACUAUUGAUUGGGCUGCACAGGAACAGCAGGACGAAGAUGAUAUUAACAAAAUAUUUUCGAACGAGGGAAGAGUUACCAUGCCGGAAAACUUCGAACUAUUUGGCGACAAAGUAAUCGAUCAAACGGAUAAGGCAGUAGACGCCAUCGAUUUCGAAGACAUCAGCGAUAGUGACCUGGCUUCGGAUGACGGUUCUAGUGCUGUUGGUGCGGGCAUCUCGCAAGUUCCUGGUCUUACUGAAGAUGAAGGUACGAGCCAUGAGAACGAAUAUAUGGAUGACCUCUUUGGAGGCGGCCCCGAAGGCGAACCAGAUUUUCCAUCUUCACCACCUGCAGCCGACACGGCAGCAGAGCAACCCUCGGGUGGCUUAACUAUGCCAACCAAGACUGUACUGGUUAAAGAACGCGACGUUACGGACGAGGCUUGGAAGAACAUGUCAUUUGAGGAGAGGCAGAGACUUAAUUUCCCCCAGUAUAACUUGUCCAUAGAUAAAUGGAUGAACCAGGUCAGCAAAGAGGAUACCACAGUUCAGAAGGUUCCUGAAAAUGUAGAUGAGCUCCUGGCGCAGAAAUUCCCAGGUUUUGCAAAACAUAAGACUCUCUUCUUCAACCAGCUGUUCCCGGAAUGGCCCGCAGAAUACAUAUACAAGGAACCCCCGAAUAAGGACAGGGAUCCUCCCGAGUUUGUACCUACCAAGCUUGAGCUAGAACUGGAAGCCGAUUCCUCAAAACUAUUUAGGAUCCCGGAGAGUGCUCUGUCUGCUCAGAGAGGCGGUUACAAUGACGAGGACGACCGGGGCUUAGAUGCCACAGAUAGCUACUCAGACACCUCAGCCUCAGAACAGUCACUUAUUGGGGGCUUCAGCUUAGACGAGAUUGCCACAGUAUGCGACGACUGGAGCUCGUUCGCGCAUGCCGACUCAUCUAUUCAGAAGGGUAUCACUGCUGUCGACAAUGAUGACGAAAUGGAUGAUUGGGAGAGAGAAUUCUUGCAACCGCAAGCUACGAAGAAGCGACGUAGAUACGAACCUGGUCUCCCGAAGAUAUCAUCGUAUGAUACUCGCCAUAUUGAUGACUUCCUCGGAGAGACGCGGCGAGCUAGCAAACACGUCAGACUAGACUAUGACGACCCCUACCUUUUGAUCGAUAAAGAUGGAGGGAAGGAGCGACCAUCUAAACGCCCGAAGGUCGAGGAGAAGACUAAGAGAAUGGCUAACGGCCAGCUGAGAAGAGAUGUAAUGCAUCACUUUAACCUCUCCAACGACGACGCGUACGAGGCGCUGAAGGCGAAUCACAAGAGCAAAGUCAGAGCUACUCUUUCAAAUCUUUCCGUCGAGCACAGCUUGCCGGCGCUCAAGCUAACUUUUCCCUUCUAUCGAACCAAGGUUGACGUCAAGCCUUGGGAGCAUCACCGCAAAAGGUUUGAGCUAGAUAAGAUCGUGAAGCAUGCUAUUGGCGUACGCAAAGCAACGAAGGUUAGGCGAAAGGAUACGAAAGGAAAGACCAAUCAGGAGAUCUUCCGUAAUACGAAAGACCUCAGCUUAAACGACAACUCUACAGCUGUUCUCUUCGAAUACUGCGAGGAAUUCCCCACCAUGAUGUCCAACUUUGGCAUGGGUAGCCGCGUGAUCAACUAUUACCGCCGCAAAGAUCGAAAUGACGAGGAUAAGCUCCCGAAACUCGACAUCGGCGAAGGUCACCUGCUGCUACCAGAAGAUAGAUCGCCCUUCUCUAUAUUCGGUACUGUGGACCCGGGCGAGACGGUCCCCACGUUGCACAACGAGAUGUAUCGUGCCCCGAUCUUCAGACAUGAGCCUAGACCAAAUGAUUUCAUUCUCGGAUAUUCAACAAACGCUACCGAAGGUCCGAAGUUCUAUCUUCGCAAAAUUGAUCAUGUCUACACGGUUGGGCAGACGUUCCCUUCGUUGGAGGUGCCUGGUCCCCAUGCCAGGAAGGUCACAAAUACGUCGAAGAACCGUCUCAAGAUGAUCGCAUAUCGCAUGAUGAAGAAGAAGGAAACGCAGGAUGUGGGCCUUAACGAAAUCACACCUCAUGUAUUCGAGAAGCCAGAUCCACAAAACAGACAGAAGAUGAAAGAAUUUCUUCUGUACGACAGAGAGAGGAAGACAUGGGUUUUGCCGGAAGGGCAAACGCUCAUGGACGAAGCCGCUAUACGAUCUAUGAUCAAGCCGGAAGAUGCAUGCCUGAUAGAAGCUAUGCAAAUCGGCCAGGAGACGUUAGCAAAUGCCGGCUACGAUCCUAAGGACAGGGAAGAGGAUGAUGACAAUGCGGAAGAACCAUUGGUGGCUAAGAUGGCACCAUGGGAACUUACCAAGAAUUUCAUCGAUGCCAGCGCGGGCAAGGCUAUGGUGGCCCUCCAUGGCGAAGGCGAUCCUACCGGCCACGGCCUUGGAUUCAGUUUUAUAAAGACGUCUAUGAAGGGCGGUUAUAUAAAUGCUGUACAGGGCCCCCUGGCUACUUCGGCAGAUGCGAUUGAACGCGAACGUAAGGCGAACGGCGGCCAUUCGUACAACGUCAAGAAGCAGCAGGAUAUGUAUAACGCGGCCAUUCAUCAGAUCUGGGAGAGACAGAAGAGCACACUUAGCGACCCUACUACGCAUGACGACGCAGACGUUCUUGAUACAGCUAAUGAGGAUGAUCGCUUCAAUUCGAGACAGCCCGAUAUGACCCCUGCGCCGGUGGAUGACGGACGUAGCCAGUUCAGCCGCUUCAGUGCAGCUAGCCGUUCGGGCAGGAAGAAGCUCAAGAUCAUUCGUAGGAAGCGGAACGAAUCCGGAGAGAUUAUCACGGAAACCAUCAUCCUAGAUAAUCAGACAGUCAUAAGGAGCUAUCUAAGACAACGCCGAGAAAUUGACGAAAAGAAUAGAGAUGUCUAUAGUCUACAGCCUACUGCCGAUGCGGAUGACAAUCGCGAGAAGCAGAAACUUGUCGACAAGGAGCUCUCGAGGCUCCUCAAGAACCAAGAUCGACGCCAAAUCCGCGAGAAGCAAGGCAAGAGUAAAAAGAAGAAGAACGACACUAACCCUGACGCAUCUCCGGAUCCGCCCGCUGGUGAUAAGGCAUCAGCCGGUACGACUCGAAAAUGUGCCAACUGCGGACAAGUAGGACACAUCAAAACAAACAAAAGCAAAUGUCCCCUGCUUAACGGGACAAUCACGACGAGCAAUGGGGGUGCCGACCAUGGCGGAUUCGGCUCUUUCGGAGCACCGUCUGCUGCACCGUCAUCGGCUAACGAGUAA
Molecule: messenger RNA, 3369 nt
Organism: Daldinia childiae
Lineage: Eukaryota; Fungi; Ascomycota; Sordariomycetes; Xylariales; Hypoxylaceae
Exons: 4
Coding region: 1-3369 (1122 amino acids)
Biological process (GO): transcription by RNA polymerase II; RNA polymerase II preinitiation complex assembly
Cellular component (GO): transcription factor TFIID complex
Molecular function (GO): histone acetyltransferase activity; TBP-class protein binding; RNA polymerase II general transcription initiation factor activity
Source: RefSeq, a predicted model, not a curated record